This is a messenger RNA of Caenorhabditis angaria, 3421 nucleotides long. The record is from the annotation of a GenBank genome assembly. NCBI's taxonomy places the organism in Eukaryota, Metazoa, Nematoda, Chromadorea, Rhabditida, Rhabditidae.
AUGGUGUUUUGGACAAUUUUCGCGCCAAUUUUUGCCCUGAUUUUCACGUGGCAAAUUUUUUUGCCAUUUUUGUUGCGUCAAGAUGCGCUUCCACUUUUGGGAGUGUAUUCACAGGCCGGAAAAUGGUAUUGGUUGAAGUUUCGAUUGAUGAAAUUUGUGAUUGAGAGACGGCAAAAGAAGCAGAGUGGAGAGAGGGUAGGUAGAGACGCAGAGGAAGUAGAUCAAAAAUGUUUUGAUCUACAGAAAAAUUUGGAAUUUUUCAUUUUGGCACAAUUUUGAAUGGGUUACUGUAACUACCGUAACCGCAACAUCUACAGUACUUCUUCUGAACUACAGUACCCCUGAAAACUCUCAGGGUUACUGUAGAAAAUUAGCCUAGAAUUUUUUGAUCUACAAAAACAUUUGGAAUCUUUGUGCCACAAUUUUGAAUGGGUUACUGUAUCUACCGUAAUCCAGAGGUUCUGACACAUCUACAGUACUCUCACAAAAUUCCAAGGUUACUGUAGAAAAUUAGCCAGGAAUUUUCGAUCUACAGAAAAAUUUAGAAUUUUCAUUUUGGCACAAAUUUGAAUGGGUUACUGUAUCUACCGUAAUCCAGAGGUUUGCAGGGUACUGUAGCCCACGGCAAAAGAAGCAGAGUGGUGAGAGGGUAGGUAGAGAUGCAGAGGAAUUUACUGUGGGUCAAAAGAUUUUUUGAUCUACAAAAAAAUUCGAAAUUUUCAUUUUGGCACAAUUUUCUGCUGGGUACUGUAACUACCGUAAUCUAGAGGUUCUGACACAUCUACAGUACUUCUUUUGAUCUACAGUACCCCAAAAAUAUCCAAGGUUACUGUAGAAGCUCAAAAAAAAUUUCAGAAUUCCAAAAAAUCCGAAAAUCUAAUGAAAUCCCAAUUUGGUGGCGAUGGUGGAGAGCGAAAAAUCGAAGAGAUGGAAAAGAAGCACGAAUUGAACACGGUGAGUUAUGACGUGUCAAAAAAUCCACGAUUUUUGGUGAAAAAUCCAUCAAAAAUGGUGGAUUUUGAGCCAAAAUGCACCAAAAAACCGGAUUUUUGCGCAGGAAUUCGGCGCAGAUGCCGUCUUUUUCGACGCCGCAAAUCGUGACGGGUGGUAUUUUACACUUGGCACCGCGCAACGACCCGAAAAUGUGAUUAAUCUAUUUUUUAUCCUCAAAAUUCCCAGCCUGGGAACUUUUGUUAACGAAGAACUUCUCACGGAUACAAAUGUUAAGGUAAAAUUUCUGUUUUUUUGGAUUUUUGUGCUGAAAAUCGUAGUUUUCAGCGAUUCCAUGAGUUUCAGCGCGAAAUUUCAGUCCAGAAACUUUUUUUUCAACAAAAAAAAAAAAAAAUAGCGCUCAUGGGGGAUCGAUCCCCUGACCUUUUACUCGGCAGAAAAAUCGAUUUUAGGUCAGAAUUUUGUGCUGAAAAUGCUGAAAAUCGUAGUUUUCAGCUUUUUUCAGAGUCUAAACACGUCAGAUGCCACGUGGCGAACCGCUUCCGGAUUCACAGUAAAAUGUCUGGAACCCAUGAAAAAAUGGAGUCUGAGCUUCCAGGGAAACCUGGUAAAAUCCCCAGGAUUCCGCGUCUUUGAAAAAAUUGGCGCGGAAGCGGAAGCGGAAAAUUUUCCGCGAAUUCCGGCGAGUUUCGAGUUGAUUUGGACGAAUUUCGGCGGGCAAUUCGAUUUCGACACGGCAUGUUCGCCGACUUCAAUCGCACAUUCGCUGGCGAUUGAGCCGUGGAGCAGGGAGUUGUUUGAGCGGUUGAGAGCAUCACAUCAGACACAUUAUGAGCAGGUGAGAUGCCACGUGGAAUUUGGAGCAUUUUGAGACCGAAUAUGAGCAAUUUUCGAGCGGAGCGAGUGUAGACCGCAAGCUUCCGCGUUAGCGGCACUAUCUUCCGCUUCAGCGGCCACGUGGAUCGCUAUCACACCUUGCCACGUCAUAGCAAUCCGCGUGGCCGCUUCGCGGAAGACAGUGCCGCUUACGCGGAAUCUUGCGGUCUACCAUUGCUCAGGUUAACAUCUUGGUUGUUCGAGCAAAGCGAGUGUAAACCGCAAGCUUCCGCGUCCGCGGCACUAUCUUCCGCUUCAGCGGCCAGUUAAGAUUUCAGUACUGAAAAUCCAUGUCAUAGCCAUCCACGUGGUCGCGUUCGUGGAAGAUAGUGCCGCUUACGCGGAAGCUUGCGGUAUACACUCGCGCACAGCGCUCGGGUCGAGCGAAGCGAGUGUAGACCGCAAGCUUCCGCGUCAGCGGCCACAUGGAUUCCUAUGACGUUUUUCCAUAUCAUAGCAAUCCGCUUGGCCGCUUCGCGGAAGAUAGUGCCGCUAACGCGGAAGCUUCCGGUUUACACUCGCUUCGCUCGAAGCAUUGCUCAGGUUAACAUCGAGCGGAGCGAGUAUAAACCGCAAGCUUCCGCGUCCGCGGCACUAUCUUCCGCUUCAGCAGGCCAGUUAAGAUUUCAGUACUGAAAAUCCAUGUCAUAGCAAUCCGCGUGGCCGCGUUCGCGGAAGAUAGUGCCGCUGACGCGGAAGCUUGCGGUUUACACUCGCUUCGCUCGACCCGAGCGCUGUGCGCGAGUGUAAACCGCAAGCUUCCGCGUUAGCGGCACUGUCUUCCGCGAACGCGGUCACGUGGAUCGCUUCACAACUUGAGACUAAAUAUGAGCAUGUUUGGGCUCAAAAUGCUCCAAAUUUCGAGGAUUUUUAGAAUCCACGUCUAAUUUGGGGCAUUUUGAGCCCAAACCCACCCAUAUUCGGUCUCAAAAUGCUCCAAAUUCAAUUUCCAGUUCCGGUUUUCUCACCGGCUCCAUCACUUUGGAUUCUCAAACCUUCUCACCAUCCAAAAUGACAUCAAUGCGUGAUCAUACAAUUGCAUCAUAUCGUCGUUGGUCGGAUAUUCGCAGAUAUAUUAUGAUGAUCUAUCAUUUGGAAGAUGGAACUUGUGUUCAUACAUCGGUGAUUUCGAUGCCAGAAACUGUUUUUAGUCAGCUGGAGUUUGGAUAUAUUGUUAGACCGUGAGUUUUGGAGCAUUUUGAGCCCAAAUACGGUUGUGUUUGGGCUCGAAAUGCUCCAAAUUCUGAAAAUCCUCGAAAUUUGGAGCAUUUUGAGCCCAAACAUGCUCAUAUUGCUCCAAAUUCCACGUGUCAUUUGCAGUUCGGGCCAAGUUCUUCCCGUCGAUCGUGUCCAUUUCUCACUUCCCAAUCACGGCGAAUCAAAACACGAUUUUCCCGCCAAAUUCCAUUAUUCGUUUGAAGUUGCCGACGGCUCGAAGUACGGUGUCGACGUGGCUAUUCGGGAUACGGUAUCCUUCAAAAUGGGCCUGGAUUUGAGUUGUCAAGUCAAUGAGAAUAUGGCCGAGUUUUUGGUGGACGAGAAAACCAAGGGAUGGGGUUUUGCUGAAGUUGAAUAUCGUAUUCAACCCUAUUGA